UGUGUCAUGAAUACUAUUUAUUGAAUAUGUAAAGUUUUGAUUAAUAUUGAGCUGAAACAUUAAUGAAUGAAAUCUUGUACUUUUACUUUGGGAGAAAGCUAAAAACUAUGGACUGAAACUGAAUCACAACAUUUUUAACUGAGAGAGAAGGGUUCGAUCUACGGAUCUUAUAUAAAGGAAGGGUAGGGUCUUCGCUUCACUUUAUCAUCGGCGUUCGUGAAAAAAAAAGUAUACAAAAAAGUUCAGUUUUCUCUCUUAAUUUUUUCAUCAUCUCCACUCGAAUCCGGAAGAAGAAGAAAGACACCCAGAAUAAGAGAAAAAGAGAUGUCUUCGCCGAGCAAACGCAGAGAAAUGGAUAUGAUGAAGCUGAUGAUGAGCGAUUAUAAAGUGGAGACGAUCAACGAUGGCAUGCAGGAGUUCUUUGUUGAAUUCAACGGUCCCAAAGACAGUCUGUAUGAAGGAGGAGUGUGGAAGAUAAGGGUUGAGCUACCAGAUGCUUAUCCUUACAAAUCUCCUUCCGUUGGUUUCAUCACCAAGAUUUAUCAUCCUAACGUUGAUGAACUGUCCGGUUCUGUUUGUUUAGAUGUGAUCAACCAGACUUGGAGUCCUAUGUUUGACCUUGUGAAUGUGUUUGAGACAUUUCUUCCUCAGCUUCUUUUGUAUCCAAACCCAUCUGAUCCUUUGAAUGGGGAAGCUGCUGCUUUGAUGAUGCGUGACCGUCCUACUUAUGAACUACGAGUUAAAGAAUACUGUGAGAAGUAUGCAAAAGCAGGGGAAGGUUCAGAAGAUGAGUCUAGCGAUGAAGAAUUAAGUGAAGAGGAAUAUGGUUCCGGUGAGGAUGAAGAUGAUGAUGCAAUUGCAGGCCAACCAGAUCCUUAAACCAAGAUUUGGUAGAGCUAUAUGAUGUUUGAUCAUCAAUUUUAUGUAUGCUUAUAAGUUAACCGAACUGUGAAAUCUGCUGUUUCUCCCUUUUAUGUUUGUUCCACCUGUUUAGAUUUACCGGUCCGGACGUUUGUGUACAUUAUUAGACCGAACCGGAUUCUCAAAUCUUCCCGAUUUCAAAUAAACAGAUCACUAGAUA
Raphanus sativus (radish) is the source of this 1081-nucleotide messenger RNA. Its product is annotated as ubiquitin-conjugating enzyme E2 4-like. The transcript has 6 exons. The record is from RefSeq and is a predicted model, not a curated record. Gene Ontology annotation, cellular component: nucleus. Gene Ontology annotation, molecular function: ubiquitin conjugating enzyme activity. Bases 325 to 879 code for a protein of 184 amino acids. NCBI's taxonomy places the organism in Eukaryota, Viridiplantae, Streptophyta, Magnoliopsida, Brassicales, Brassicaceae. Gene Ontology annotation, biological process: protein polyubiquitination; ubiquitin-dependent protein catabolic process.